Molecule: messenger RNA, 2769 nt
Organism: Salvia hispanica
Lineage: Eukaryota; Viridiplantae; Streptophyta; Magnoliopsida; Lamiales; Lamiaceae
Source: RefSeq, a predicted model, not a curated record
UUUCAGUUAAUCAAUCCAUACAACCAAAAGCUGGAGACAGUGCUAUUAGCAUUAUCAAGUUUGCAAAAAGCUUUCCUUCCUUUGUUGAGAUCAAUGGCUUACAAUCUUCAACCACUCCUCACCAUUCUUGAAGGAGUCCUUGAUCCUGACCAACCACGGUGGAUUGUUGAUGAAAACAAUCCUCAACUCCAAUCCCUCCUUGAUAAAGCUACUUCUCUUCAGCACCUCCUUGAUAGUAAUUCUGCACUCACCAAACUAGACACCCAAAUAAGAGAAGUUGCACAUCGAGCAGAAGACAUCAUUGAAUCUCACAUGGUUCAUCACAUGCUCUCUGGAUCUAAUUGUGUGAGAUUCACUCUUUCCACACCAGAUAUACAACAAGUAACGCGUCAACUUGAUUCUGUUAUGGAGCAAGCGGAGAAGCUCGUGGAAAACAAGAUGUUGCCGAGCAAGUCAUCCAGUGCUGCGGUGGGAAUUGAUUCUUCUAUAGAACAACUGAAGCUCGCAGAUAAGAAGAAGCCGUCUAGCAGUUCAUCAUUGAGUGUUGUGGUGGGAAUUUAUGAAGAUCUGAUGCAGCUCAAGGAUCGGCUGAUCGGUCAGCAGCAGAAGAAGCGGGAGAUCGUCCCCAUCGUUGGUAUGGGUGGAGUAGGUAAAACCACUCUUACUCGAAAGCUUUACGAAGAUCCUUUGAUUGUUGAUCACUUUGCAUAUCGUGCUUGGGCCACUAUCUCACAAGAUUACAAUUUGCAACAAAUUCUCUUAAGCCUUCUUUAUUGCAUAACUGGACAAGAAUUUGAUCAACAAAUUGAUGAGUUAAAAGUCAAGUUGCAUAAGAGCUUGUCUGGUAGAAAAUACUUGAUUGUAUUAGAUGAUAUUUGGAGCACCAAAUUGUGGGAUGAGAUGAGCAUGUAUUUCCCAGAUAACAACAUCGGGAGUCGCAUUGUGAUCACCACUAGGGAAUCUGAUGUGGCGAACUAUGCUGACUCUUCGAGAUCACACCAUCAAGUGCAACUGCUUAGCGAGUCUGAAAGUUGGAAUAUGCUUCACCAACUUGUGUUUGGAGAAGAGGAGUGCCCUCUUGUAUUACAAGUGAUUGGUCGAAAGAUCGCCAAGGAUUGCGGUGGGCUUCCUCUAGCCAUCAAUGUGAUUGGAGGGCUGCUAUCUAAGAUGGAAAGAUCAGAAGAUGCUUGGGAGAAAAUUGGGAACAAUGUAAAAGCAGCAAUUUUCGAAUCAAAUGGUUAUAGUAUCUUGUCUUUAAGUUAUAACUACUUGCCGAAUCACUUGAAACCAUGUUUCUUAUACAUGGGAGCUUUCCCUAAAGACUACGAGAUUGAACGUUCCAGAAUCAUACGUUUGUGGGUGGCAGAAGGAUUUGUAAAAUCGAAUGGGGAAAAAAGUUUGGAGGAAGAGGCUAAGGAUUGGCUAAAGUCUCUAAUAGAUAGAAAUCUAUUUCAAGUUAGAAUACACAAGAUAAAUGGAAAAGCAAAGAGUUACAACAUGCAUGAUAUGUUGAGGGAUCUAUGCAUUAAGAAAUAUGGUGAAGACAUGUAUCUAAAUGGUCCCAACAAGUUCACAUUCUCUAAUCCACGCCGCGUGAGUUUUCACAUCAAGUUUGAAUGGGAAGUUGUUAAUGAUUCAACAGAGUCAAUGUCACUAACUCGAUCUGUUUUACGCAUUGAUUUUCGGAGUGCGAGUUUCCAUCUGGUGCAAUUUUUGCGGCAAGAUUGCUAAGGGUGUUGGACUUGGAUAUGCGUAUGCAAAGGUUCCCAACUGAAAUAUUAGAACUUGUCAACCUACGCUUCUUACGUGUUAACCUAUGCUACUUAGGUAUCCGAUGCAUUUCAAGUAUACCGAAAGGAAUAUCAAGAUUGUGGAAUUUGCAGACCUUGAUUGCUCCUCUUUCUGAGUUUGAUGAGCCAGCUGAGCUAUGGAAGCUCUCAGAGUUAAGAAAUCUUGAGUUACUUCGAAUUAAGUUGUUAUGAGGAAAUGAACUAUAGUGUCCUGAAGAAGCUGGAAAGGAUUUCAUCUGGUAUACGACUUAAAAAGGAGGCAACAAGUUGGGAUGGUUUCCUCGAAAGCAUUCCAAAUAUAAAAAAGUUGUCAAUUAAUGAUGGCCUCCGAACUACAUCAACGGCGAUUGAUCUUAGCCAACUUCACAAGCUCGAAAGUAUAAGAUGCUCUGAUAUCAGAAGUAUAUCCUCUCCAGACGGUGUCGGUGGUCGUUUCAGAGUGAUAUUUCCUUGUAAUAUUAGAAAACUUGUUCUGUUUGAAUGUGAAAUGAAUUUGGGAGCGUGGAGGACUCAGUGUGCACUACAUAAGCUGGAAGUGCUGUGGAUAGUUAACUGCAAUUUUGAAAGCGGGGAGGAGACAUGUGAUGAAGAGUGGGAGUUAGCAGAUGGAGAUGAGUUCCCCUCACUGCACUUUCUACAUAUUCAUGGUAUGAGUUUUGUACGUUUGAUAGCCAAUGAAACCAAUUUCCCUAGACUCCGCCACCUCCGUUUACGUUUCUGCGAAGAUCUAGAGGAAAUCCCAAGCGCCAUUGGAGAGAUCCCAACACUCCAAUCAAUUGAGUUAGAAUAUUGCAGCACAUCAGCAAAUGCCUCAGCAGAAAAGAUUAAGGAGGAGCAAUCUGAAAAUGGAAACGACCAUCUCAAACUGUUUAUAACUUGAAGAUUUUGAGUGCUAAGUUGUAUGCAGCACUGUCAUUUUGAUUGCACAUUCAUGCAUACACUUUUCAUUAAUUCCAUAAAAAAUGCACAUGUUUUUUCA